AUCAAAUAUUCAUUGCCGUCAAAAAAAAAUAUUUAUUUUCUUUUUUCAUCUAAACCACACAAGCAUAAAUAAAUCUAAUUUUCCUCACUUUCCUCUCAAACAUUUCCUAAUUCCAUCCUAAUAAUUUCCAUAGCUUUUAAUUCUAAAGAAAUUGUAAUAUUCUCUACAAGAAAAAUAUUAUUAUCUCAUAUUUUUCUUCCUCUUUUGAUUUUUAAUCUGAUUUCUAAAUUAUAAUUUCAACUUUUCUUAAAAAUAUAAAAAAGUUUAUUGUUCUUGUUUCUUUAAUUUCUUGAAUGGUUUAAAGCUUCUGUCUUAAAAAUCUAUUGUCGAUAUGGAGAUUACCGGAGGAGAAGUUGUAAAAACAACCACCGGGACCGACGGUGGCGUUACGGUGGUGAGAUCCAACGCUCCCUCUGACUUCCACAUGGCUCCGAGAUCAGAAACUUCAAAUCCACCUCACACCUCCUCCCUCUCUCAUCCUCCUCCUCCUCCACCGUCGCAAAGCUCCUUCGCUCCUCCUCCACCACCGGCGACUUACUCAGGCGGACCAGUGAAGAAGAGACGCGGACGCCCUAGGAAAUACGACGGAGCAGCAACGGUGACGCUAUCCCCAAAUCCGAUAUCAUCAGCCGCACCAACGACUUCUCGCGUCAUCGAUUUCUCUGUAUCGGAGAAACGUGACAAAGUGAUGAUAUCAGCAACUACUACCAGUUCUAACUCCUUCAUCAGACCAAAGUACCACCACCAAGUCGAGAAUUUAGGUGAAUGGGCUGCUCCUUCCUCUGCCGGAGCUAAUUUCACACCGCAUAUUCUCACGGUGAACGCUGGAGAGGACGUAACGCAAAAGAUAAUAUCGUUUUCUCAACAAAGGUCUGUAGCUAUUUGUGUUUUAUGCGCAAACGGUGUCGUUUCCAGUGUUACACUUCGUCAGCCUGAUUCAUGUGGCGGUACAUUGACCUAUGAGGGUCGGUUUGAGAUAUUGUCACUGUCUGGAACAUUCAUGCCUAGUAGUGACGCGGAUGGGACAAGAAGCAGAACAGGUGGGAUGAGUGUUUCUUUGGCUAGCCCUGAUGGAGGUGUUGUAGGCGGUGGUGUUGCUGGCCUGCUGAUUGCAGCUACUCCUAUUCAGGUGGUGGGAGGUGUUGUAGGCGGUGGUGUUGCUGGCCUGCUGAUUGCAGCUACUCCUAUUCAGGUGGUUGUUGGAAGUUUCUUACCCGGAACGAACCAGCAAGAUCAGAGACCGAGGCAGCAGAACCACAACUUCAUGUCGUCUCCAAUGCCAACCAUCAGGCCCAUGCCCUCCUCUUCUCUCCCUAUCAGUACAUGGACACCGCCUUUACCUUUUGAUCCGCGACACAAGCCUUCUCAUCAUGACAUUAACAUCACUUUAACGUGAUUGCUACCUCAAAGAUCUCAUAAAUCCUCUGUAUCUCAGUUCAGAACUCUACCUGUCAGAGGUUUAGGUGUUAUGUUGGUCUGUAACUUAGGAUUGUUUUUUUCCAACUUUUCCUACCGUUUCUUUUCACUCUUGAAUGUAGAAACUGGUUCAGUUUGCAAAUGAUUGCGCACUUAGUGAUUGCGCGUUUAGCAA
Messenger RNA from Camelina sativa (false flax), 1591 nucleotides. RefSeq names its product AT-hook motif nuclear-localized protein 2. The record is from RefSeq and is a predicted model, not a curated record. Gene Ontology annotation, molecular function: minor groove of adenine-thymine-rich DNA binding. Lineage: Eukaryota; Viridiplantae; Streptophyta; Magnoliopsida; Brassicales; Brassicaceae.